Messenger RNA from Pistacia vera, 810 nucleotides. RefSeq names its product D-aminoacyl-tRNA deacylase. Gene Ontology annotation, molecular function: D-tyrosyl-tRNA(Tyr) deacylase activity. Bases 51 to 632 code for a protein of 193 amino acids. Gene Ontology annotation, biological process: tRNA metabolic process. Gene Ontology annotation, cellular component: cytoplasm. The transcript is spliced from 8 exons. The record is from RefSeq and is a predicted model, not a curated record. Lineage: Eukaryota; Viridiplantae; Streptophyta; Magnoliopsida; Sapindales; Anacardiaceae.
UUUCAAUUUUCUUUACGAAAAUAUUAAAUAAAACAAAUAGGAAAAAGGCCAUGUCCGCAAUUCCCUUGCUUCCUUCCUUUGUACUACGCAUCAGCACGCCAAAAAGAACUCAACUUCACCACCAAAAGCUUGAAAUCAAAGCCAUGCGAGCUGUGGUUCAACGAGUCACCUCUGCCAGCAUCGAGGUCGAUGGGCGCAUUGUGUCCGAAAUCGGGCCGGGCCUCCUUGUCCUCGUCGGGCUCCACGAGUCUGACACUGACUCCGAUGCCGAUUUCAUUUGCCGUAAAGUUUUGAACAUGAGGUUGUUUCCCAAUGAAAAUACAGGCAAAGGAUGGGACUUCAAUGUUAUGCAGAAGAACUAUGGAGUUUUACUGGUGAGUCAGUUUACAUUGUAUGGAAUUUUGAAGGGUAACAAACCUGAUUUUCAUGUGGCAAUGCCACCCCAGAAAGCAAGACCGUUCUAUGAUUCUUUAGUUGAAAAGUUCCGGAAAUCAUACAACCCGGAUGCAAUAAAAGAUGGCGUCUUUGGAGCAAUGAUGAAGGUUAAUCUGGUUAAUGAUGGCCCAGUCACAAUGCAGCUUGAUUCAGCACCAUCUUCCAAGAAUACAAAUGAAGCAAUAGGAGAAUCAUGAUUUUGUCAACUUCCUUGGGUUAGAUUGAUGUCAAACAAUGGACCUGUUUUUUUCUUAUAUGACCACAACCUGAAUUUAAUAACUUAUAAUGUAGCCUGAUCAGUUGUAAAACAUGAAGCUCUUUGAAGGAAUGUAUAACAGUUCUUGUAUUAGUGAAAGUUAAACUCAAUAUUUUGGA